Sparassis crispa is the source of this 402-nucleotide messenger RNA. RefSeq lists its product as hypothetical. The record is from RefSeq and is a predicted model, not a curated record. The transcript has 2 exons. Gene Ontology annotation, cellular component: mitochondrial large ribosomal subunit. Gene Ontology annotation, biological process: translation. Gene Ontology annotation, molecular function: structural constituent of ribosome. The coding region runs from base 1 to 402 and encodes 133 amino acids. Lineage: Eukaryota; Fungi; Basidiomycota; Agaricomycetes; Polyporales; Sparassidaceae.
AUGGCGGCCAUUGCUCUACGGCAGACGCAGUUCCUUCUGCCGGCCUUCAGAUUACCCGCAUGGCGACCACUCUUUUCGGCGGCACUCAUUCCAGCGUUUCUUACAACACCUCGUCCGUUCAGCUGGGUAACACCGACACUACAGUCCCUUCUCGAACUUUUACCUCCGUUCCUACUCGCGGUACCCAAAAAGAAGACCUCGCACUCUCGGAAAGCUAUGCGCAGUGCAAACAAGGGUCUGAAAGAUAAACGAAACCUAGUGCAUUGCCCAGGCUGUGGAUCACCAAAGUUGUCUCACCAUCUGUGCCCAAAUUGCUACUCGAGCUUGAACCGUGCGUGGAAGGCGGAGGCGAAGGAGAACGGAGAUGGCUCACUGGGUGGUGUACCUGCGGUGGCAGAUUGA